GAAUGGGAACCGGGUGAAUCGGAGUCGACGGCUCCCCUCGUGAGGACCGUCGCUGAAGUUAUGGCCGGCUGUUUGGAUAUUGAGAUCAAACCAAACGAUCAAAUGCCUCGCCGGAUCUGUCCGGACUGUAAGGCCCGACUGCAGGAAUCCUGGGCCCUGCGAGAAACGUUCAAGGCCAGCGAGAAGCGCCUACGACAAUUGCUCCGAAGUGAAUCCGCUUCACCAAAUGUGAAGCUAGAAAUCACCAUGCACGAGGGGUCCGACGAUGAGGACUUUUCCAUGCAAAUGUCUUUCAUGGAUGAGGAAGUGUUGGAGGAGGACGAUCGUUUCGUUGAAAAGAGUCCAAUCAAAGUAACCGUCGCAGGCAAUCGCAGUGACCCGUUGAAUGCGGAAUUCGGUUGGAAGUUUAGCGAUUUGACGAAGGGACAUUACCGAACUAGGAAAGGCGACGACCUAAGCUGGGAAUGGGUUGAGGCUGAUGAUCAUCGUUGCUGCGGAUGUUUCAAAGUAUUCAACACAAAAGUAGCACUGGAAAAGCAUUGCAAGCGAGAUCAUAAACCGGGGCAUCAUGGAAACGGAAACAAUCACUACGAAUGCAACGCCUGCUUGAAGCUUUUUGCGACAUCCGAUUUCUUGAGCCUUCAUCAGAAAAUAGCGCGUGUUAGGCAACUGUUGCACUGCAACGUGUGUGAUAUUCUGACGCCAAGCAAGAGACAGCUAAAUGCUCACCUAAAAACUCAUUCCACCGAAGAAAUUGCAACGAAUCACAUAAACAAAACCUCCAAGCCGAAACCAGUUCCAACCGAGGAAGCAUCCUCCGUAUUGGAGAAAAGUCGCGCCAAAAAGAUUUUCCUCACAUUCGACUACUACACCUUCGAGGGGUACUUCUGCUGUGACUGCUCGGCCUACUGCGACAGCAAGAGAGAGAUGAAGCGCCACGGUGAAAAGCAACAUCAAGGCAACAGGGGGUUCGACGAAGAGCAUUCAUGCUUCGCCUGCUUGAGGUCGUUUGACACUAAGGAAGACUACGAUAGGCACAUGCUGGAUCUCAACGCCAGGCACGUUUACCAUUGCAAAACUUGCCGGGAAAUGUUUCGAACGGCUGACAAGUUGAGGGAACACCAGCAAACCAGCGCACGGCACGAAGGAUUCGUCGAACUGGAUAUGCUCGACGUGAAGGAGGAGAUCGAAGUGGAGGAAAAGGUUGAACUUCGGUUGAAGAUUCAACCGAUGCCGGCAGCGGCAACGGCCGUUGCACAAGUUGGUAGACGGCGUAGGGCUACCAACACGGUCACUAAGGUGGAACGUGCGGAAUCACCUCCCCGCGUGGAAGAUGACGCGGAUGGCAGUGGAGCCGAAGAGACUGAUGAUGACGAAGAUUAUCAACCGGAGGAGGAGCCACCGCACAAGGAACCGUACGGAAGGCGGCUCUACGUGCAACCUAAGACUGCCAAACGAAACGAUCCGGACAUGGCGGAAAUAUCCGUAGUCGACAUCAGCGGACAGGAUGUGGUCCGUUGCUGCGGAUGCUAUCGAACCUUCAUCACCGAAGAGGAACUGCUGGAUCACUGCAACCAAAGCCAUCGCCAGUUCCAGGAAGCGGAUCAAAAAGAACGUCCGUACGAGUGCGAUCGAUGUUUCCGGCGGUUUGUCAAAGCCGUGUCGCUGCAAAUUCACCGAGGGUUCGUUAAGAAUGUUCUUGUGUACUCCUGCAAGCUGUGCAAUGAGAAGUUUGACUUCCAAACUCCGUUUCUGCUGCAUUACGAUACGCACGAGCGGUUUACCGGCAGAGAGGAUAGGCGGGGGCCGAAACCCAAACAGCCGGAAGAAGACGGCAAGUUCUAUUGCUGUUUCACCGCAUGCAAAGCGUCGUUUCCGGACUACUGCGAUCUGCUGACGCACGUGGACGGGAACCAUGGUGUGAAGCGAAAUCAGUUCAAGGACUACCGCGAUUCGGAUGAAAAUUGCUGCGAAGUUUGUUUCCGAAGCUUUAGUAAUUAUCGAGGUCUUUUGAGGCACGUGGUCGCGCAGCGAAAGUCCAAUUCCGGUGCAAGACACACCUGCAGUACAUGUGGCGUGCAAAUGAAAUCGAUGGCUCAACUGAAGGAUCACGAAAAUAAACAUCUCGGAAUCAAGCCGUACGAGUGUGAUGUUUGUCAGAAGAGCUUCGGUACCAAAACGAUCUUGAAGAACCACAUGAUUGUGCACCAGUCGGAUCGACCGUUCAGUUGCGAAAUCUGCGGUAAAACGUUUGCCCGGAAGCGUAACUAUAAGGACCACGCCAUGACGCAUACGGACGAGAAACCGUGGGAAUGUGAAAUUUGCAAGCUCACGUUCCGGAUCGAGUCGCAGUUCCUGACGCACAAACGGCGCCACACCGGAAUCCGGCCAUACAAGUGCAAGUUCUGCGAUAAAGUGUUCUCGCACGCGACGGACCGGAAGCGGCACGAGAUGGCGGCACAUACGGGCGAGAAGCCCCAUCAGUGCAGCUUCUGCCCGUUGGCGUUCAUUCGGAAGCGGCAGUUGGUGAUCCACGAGAGGACCCAUACCGGUGAGAAACCGUACGAGUGCCAACAGUGCGGCCAGGCGUUCAUUCAGCAGAGCUAUCUGACGCGGCACUUGGCGACGCAUAAGCAGAGGGAUGAACCGGCAUUUCAAUGAAUAUCAUGCAUGUGACGGUGAAGACGUGAAAUAAAUAAGAGUACCUAGUGUUUUAAGGUAAGUGCA
Aedes albopictus (Asian tiger mosquito) is the source of this 2727-nucleotide messenger RNA. RefSeq names its product zinc finger protein 420. The record is from RefSeq and is a predicted model, not a curated record. The transcript has 3 exons. Gene Ontology annotation, cellular component: nucleus. Gene Ontology annotation, molecular function: zinc ion binding. Bases 61 to 2661 code for a protein of 866 amino acids. NCBI's taxonomy places the organism in Eukaryota, Metazoa, Arthropoda, Insecta, Diptera, Culicidae.